ACAACAUCACAUGACAAUUGGAAUUACUCCAUCUUUAACGUCAAGCUACACGGACUGUCUUCUGAUUUGUCUUUCAGUUUUAUUACAGGAAAAAAUGCCAUUCUGCGGCCCGAAGUGUUCUCUGUGUUGCACCAUUGUUAGCAUAUGGGGGAUCGUUCAAUUGGUACUGAUGGGUGUGUUCUUUUACACUCACAGUGUGGCAUUGGCUGAGGACCUGACUCUAAAGGAGCACUACGAUGAUCUAAAUGAGUUUUACAAGGAUGUUAAUGCCAGCUACGAACAAAAUGCAUACAACUGUUGGAUUGCUGCAUUUAUUUACUUGGUGACACUGUGUGUCUCAGUUCAUCAAUUUUGGCUGAACAAUCGUGUUUCUUAUCAAGUCUAAAUUACGGUCAAACCAUAUUUUGAGGAGCCAUGUGGCUGCAUGGGGUUUACCAUUUUAUUAGAGCCUAAGUGUUGUAGAUCAUUGUCAUUUAACAUUCCUGUGUAAAUAUGUAUUGUCUGUCAAUUCAAUAGACUUAUUCCUUGGGCUUGAA
Molecule: messenger RNA, 536 nt
Organism: Daphnia magna
Lineage: Eukaryota; Metazoa; Arthropoda; Branchiopoda; Diplostraca; Daphniidae
Product: ribonuclease kappa
Exons: 3
Coding region: 11-385 (124 amino acids)
Molecular function (GO): RNA endonuclease activity
Source: RefSeq, a predicted model, not a curated record